Messenger RNA from Sus scrofa (pig), 1665 nucleotides. Lineage: Eukaryota; Metazoa; Chordata; Mammalia; Artiodactyla; Suidae. The record is from RefSeq and is a predicted model, not a curated record.
CGAGUCACCCGGCAGCUGUGUGGUGGCUGAGAAGCCUGAGUACCCGAUUACUUUGCGUUCUCCGCUGGUUGUCCACAGGCUUCUGGCCUGGGUUUGGGGCCGUUAUGGGGAAGGUGAAUGUGGCCAAGUUGCGUUAUAUGAGCCGGGAUGACUUCAGGGUCCUGACCGCGGUUGAAAUGGGCAUGAAGAACCAUGAAAUUGUUCCCUGCAGUUUGGUUGCUUCUAUAGCCAGCCUUAAACAUGGUGGUUGUAAUAAAGUUUUAAGAGAACUGGUAAAACAUAAACUCAUAGCUUGGGAGCGAACUAAAACUGUCCAAGGUUAUCGGUUGACAAAUGCAGGCUAUGAUUACCUUGCUUUGAAAACACUUUCUUCUAGACAGGUGGUUGAAUCUGUUGGAAACCAGAUGGGUGUUGGCAAAGAAUCGGAUAUUUACAUUGUUGCCAAUGAAGAAGGGCAGCAGUUUGCAUUAAAGCUUCACAGACUGGGAAGAACCUCCUUUCGAAAUCUGAAAAAUAAGCGUGAUUACCAUAAACAUAGGCAUAACAUGUCUUGGCUUUAUUUAUCUCGUCUCUCUGCCAUGAAAGAAUUUGCUUAUAUGAAGGCAUUGUAUGAAAGGAAAUUUCCAGUUCCAAAGCCAAUUGAUUAUAGCCAUGCAGUGGUCAUGGAACUCAUAAAUGGCUAUCCUCUAUGUCAGAUACACCAUGUUGAAUCCUCAUCAGUAUAUGAUGAAGCUAUGGAACUAAUUGUUAAACUUGCAAAUCAUGGACUAAUUCAUGGAGAUUUCAAUGAAUUCAAUCUCAUUUUGGAUAAAGAUGACCACAUCACCAUGAUAGAUUUUCCACAAAUGGUUUCAACAUCUCAUCCAAUGCUGAAUGGUAUGUUCUGGAUGGUUUCUGCCAGUGGCUACACAAAGGAAAUGCAGGUACAUGAUGAACUACUUCAUCCAAUAGGUCCAGAUGGAAAUACUGAAACAGUGGAGGAAUUUGAAUUCUCAUUUUCUGAUGAAGAAGUUUCAGAAAAGCAAAGGAUUGUAGAUCAGAAAAUGAAGGUGGACAAAACUUUAGAUGAAUUACCUGACUGCUGUGGCAGAGCACCUGAAGACCUUGAACAAAUAAAGGAAGACAAUUUGUCAGAGGCGAGUGCUGAUCCACAUGGUUUGGAAAUGACUGAGUUCAACCAACCUUUAGAAGAAUAAAAGGGCAGCUUGUUGAAAAACAAUUCUGUAACUGAGUUUUCUGGGGAGAAUAACAGAACUGAAAAUGACACCAGGCAAGGUUGUAAGAGGAUCAAGAAGGCUCCUCAAGGCUCUGAGGAGUAUGAAGAUGAGUGCCCUAAUCUAAUUGCCUUGUCAUCAUUAACAGAGAAUUCAGGCUUUCAGGAAUUGGUGAAACAGAAGGUGAGACGUCAGUUGACAAAACCAAAAUCAGCUGUCAGACGUCGAUUGCAGAAAGGAGAAGCAAAUAUAUUUACCAAGCAACGGAGAGAAAACAUGCAGAAUAUUAAAUCAAGCUUGGAAGCAGCUACCUUUUGGGGAGAGUAAUAUUAUUCAAGAUCUUGACUAUUUUUCAUUCAGCUACUCUGAUCCCUUCUUAAGCCACCUUCAGUAUUUUUUGGACCAAGACAGAUACAUAUAAAUAGAUAAAUAAACCCUCUUUCUUGAUAAA